This is a messenger RNA of Darwinula stevensoni, 1553 nucleotides long. The record is from the annotation of a GenBank genome assembly. NCBI's taxonomy places the organism in Eukaryota, Metazoa, Arthropoda, Ostracoda, Podocopida, Darwinulidae.
AACAUGGCAGCGACCUGGAGCUCACUGUUCUACCUGUUGGCAGGGAUCAAGCUCUGCAUAUAGGGAUGAGCAGCAUUUUCCUCGAAGUGGUUUCAGCAUAGCCAGGCUUGCAAUUACAGGGAUCUGUCGUUGGCGAUGGAAAAACUGCCAGCAGAGGUUCUUGAGCCUAGACUGAAAUAUACAUGUGAAAUGUGUGGACGACAGUUCUCCCACAUCUCGAAUCUGAACAAGCAUCGAAACAUUCACUUGGGCAUCAAGCCCUUCAUCUGUCAGACUUGUGGUAAGCGCUUCACUCAGAUUGGGAGCCUUCGAUACCAUCUCGACAUGCAUGAAGGGAAGAAGAUGCAUCAGUGUUCCCUGUGUGAAGAAACAUUUGAGAACAGAAUUCGUCUCAAGAAUCACGUGAAGAGGAAGCAUGGAUCUAGUCCUGGACUGAUACCCCCUGCAGGGAGAAAAAAGCGAGAAUUUGUUUGCUACAUCUGUGGGAAGCUGUUUGUUGCUCGGAGAGAGUUAACAAUGCAUGAAGACCAGCACCAGAUAACUAGAGACCUAACAUGCAGAGCAUGUCACAAGUUAUUUGGCUCAGUUGAGGAGGCCAAGUCACAUAAUUGUAGCUUGAAUCCUACUUCUCCAGGGCCAGAGAACUUUCAACAGGAACUUGUUUGGAGUGAUCUGGUGGAAAAUAACUUCCCCCUCUCCCCACAGGAUAUGGGAGCCUUCUUAUCAGACUUUGAUCUCACAAAUUUGAAGCAAGAUGGCACUUACUUGAAUAUAGAUCUCCCCCAACUCUGCCUGCCUACCCAACAUGAACCAGAUAAAGAUUCAUGCUAUCAAGUGGAUGGACCAGUGGAGAAGAGAGAAACAGUAGAGAUACUGCAACAUGUGGAUGAGGCAAUUGAGCGAGUUGUUGGACGUGUGUGUCACCAGCAGCAUGUUUGUCUUGUGUGUAACAAGCCAUUCAGCAAGCCAUGUUUUCUUGAGAGACACCUUGGGACACAUGAUCCAUCCCUCCGUCCUUUCUCUUGCUCUCAGUGUGGUAAAUCAUUCUCAUACCGCCAGCUGCUUCAAAGACACAUUCAUGCAACUCAUGAGUCCCGAAAGCAAGAUGACUUCUAUGUCUGUCCUGUGUGUCACAAGGCAUAUCUUCAUAAGCAUACUCUCAAGGACCACUUGAGCAGAGAACACCUUAAGGAGAAGCGAUAUUCAUGUGAGGAAUGUGGCAAGGUAUUUUUUAAGCAGGAUGAUCUCAAGAAACAUCUCAGAAUUCAUUCAGAUGAUCGUCCAUUCAUAUGCACUGUUUGUGGACUGAUGUUUCGUACAUCCAGUCACCUUCUGGAUCAUGAAAGGCGGCAUCAAGGUCAGAACACAUUUAAUUGCAAGCAUUGCAAUGCUCAGUACUCCACUGCCUUCUCCCUUCGCAAGCAUUUGAGGGAGAAGCACAGCAUAAUUUCUGAUAAAAUCUACUCUAGGCACAAGCACAAGCCUCCUCUUCAUGGCACUGCUGAGACUUCUCAUUGAUCUGUUGGCAAUAUUGAAUAAAUAAGGAAGAAAAG